AUGGAAAAGAAAAUGAAUCUUCUUCGUCAAAUUUCAGAUGCCGAAACCAUGCUAAUCAUCGCCAUUGUCACUCUAGUUUUCUUGUAUUUCUUAUCAAGAUUCCGCCGUAAGAACCAUCCACCAGGGCCAAAAGGGUUGCCUUUCAUCGGCAAUAUGAUGAUAGCAAACCAGAUAUCUCAGAUUGGACUAGCAAAGCUAGCAAACCAAUAUGGUGGCAUCUUUCGUGUAAAACUGCCCUUUCUCAACACGGUAGUAGUCUCUAGCCCGGACCUUGCCCGACAAGUUCUUCAAGUUCAAGACAACAUCUUCUCAAACCGCCCAGCCACUAUUGCCAUAAGUUAUUUAACUUAUGAACGGGCUGAUAUGGCCUUCGCGCAGUAUGGCCCGAUGUGGCGUCAAAUGAGAAAACUUUGUGUCAUGAAGCUUUUCAGCAGUAAAAGGGCCGCGUCUUGGGACGCUGUCAGAGAUGAAGUCGAUGAUAUGAUCCGAGUUUUGGACUCAAGGGCUGGCUUACCCGUUAACCUUGGUAAAUUGUUUUUCAGGCUAUCUCGGAAAAUUAUUUAUCGGGCUGCCUUUGGAUCAAGAACUCCUGAACGUCAAGAUGAAUUCAUCCAGAUUUUGCAAGAGAUAUCUACCCUGUUGAAUGCUUUCAAUCUGGCUGAUUUCAUUCCUUGGCUCAAGUGGGCAGAUCUACAAGGCUUCAACAAGAGACUUAUCAGUUCUCGUGCUUCACUUGAUGCAUUCAUUGACUCCAUCACUGAGGAUCAUAUGGAGAAAAAGAAGAACGUCAAUGGUUCUUUUGAUCAGGUUGAAGGUGAUAUGGUGGAUGAGCUUCUAGCUUUUAUGGGUGACGAUGAGGGAAAAGUCACAGAAGCUGGUAAUUUACAAAAGUCACUCAGGCUUACGAAAAACAACGUUAAAGCCCUCAUCAUGGAUGCAAUGUUUGGAGGGACAGAGACCGUUGGAAGUGCAAUCGAAUGGAUAAUGACCGAACUAAUAAAGAAUCCGAAUGACCUCAAGAGGGUGCAAGAAGAGCUAGCCAAUGUUGUCGGCCUGCACCGGAAAGUCCAAGAAUCUGACAUGAACAAACUAACCUACUUCAAGUCCUGCUUCAAAGAAGUGCUUAGACUUCACCCUCCGAUCCCUCUCCUCCUUCAUGAGACUAUGGAGGAUUCCGAGGUCGCCGGCUACCACAUUCCUGCCAAAUCAAGGGUGAUGGUUAAUGUAUGGGCAAUUGGACGUAACAAGGACACAUGGGGGGAGGACGCAGACACAUUUAAGCCGUCUAGAUUUUUAAGCAAUGGUGCACCUGAUUAUAAGGGUAGUAACUUUGAGUUUAUACCCUUUGGAUCUGGCCGGAGGUCUUGCCCAGGCAUGCAACUCGGGCUGUUUGCUGUGGAGAUGGCUGUGGCUCAUCUUCUUCACUGUUUCCAGUGGGAGCUGCCUGAUGGGAUGAAGCCGAGUGAUGUUGAUACGAAUGAUGUGUUUGGACUCGCCGCUCCAAGAGCUAGUCGACUGGUGGCCGUGCCAACUCCACGCUUGCUUUGUCCACUAGUCUAA
This is a messenger RNA of Coffea arabica (coffee), 1560 nucleotides long. RefSeq names its product cytochrome P450 84A1-like. The record is from RefSeq and is a predicted model, not a curated record. NCBI's taxonomy places the organism in Eukaryota, Viridiplantae, Streptophyta, Magnoliopsida, Gentianales, Rubiaceae. Gene Ontology annotation, molecular function: oxidoreductase activity, acting on paired donors, with incorporation or reduction of molecular oxygen; iron ion binding; heme binding.